GGAGGUGGGAGAAGGGAGCGGGGCCCAUCCUCCGUUCGCCUUUUGCCGGUACUCCUGGGAGGGGGCCUGAGCCGGCGAGCUUGAGUCGCCUGUUGUCUGCCUGCGCGUCAUUCCUGGCGGCCGCUCAGUGCAGGCGAAGCCUCACGGCAGCCCGGGGCAGCACUUCCCCUUACCGGGACGGGACGGCGGCGGCGGCGAUGGGGAGGCGGUCGGGGCACUUUGUGGACUUACGGCUGAAGCAGCGCGUUAAGCAGUAUCUUGCAAGUAGUAAAUGUGGGCAGUAUGUUGACACUGGAAUUCUAGCAUCUGAUUUGCAGAAAGCCUACAGUGCAGACUAUGGACGAAGAAAAAGAAACGCUUUUAGAAUACAAGUUGAAAAAGUGUUUGGAAUAAUCAGUAAUGAAAAGGAGUGUGAAGAUUUAGCCAUUUUAGAAGCUGAACAUGCAUCAAAAAGAGCAAGACAAGAGAAAAAUGAGGCUGCAUCAAGUGCCACAGAUGACUCUGAUUAUGAUGAUUAUCCAGAAGAUCUAUCUACAAAUCACAUGAACAGUUCCCUUCUAAGCUUAUACAAGAAAGGAAAUUCUGAUUCUGUUCCAAGCACUCCAAAAAAUGAACCCCUGGAAACCGCCCCUCCUGUGCGCACAAUGCCUCAAAGAAGCGCCCUCUCUUCAGGAACAGGAGCUGAAGGGCAUGGGUUCAUCGACAAAACUCCAUGUGGAAAAGACUUUUUCAUUGACCUUUCUGAGGAUGGAGAAGGAGAUAAAAAGAAACUAACUUCUGAGAAAUCAACAGAAAUUUCUGUUUUGGAGGAUGAAAGAAAGAAGACAAAGGCUAAGAGAGCAAAAAGAAAAAAGGGAGAAUUUCUGGAUCUAGAUGGAGAAAUUGAUUCAAUCUUAUUUGAAGAGAAGGUUAGAAGGAAGGUACCAGAGCUUUACCACCCUUCAGUGAAGUUUGAGGAUGUAGGAGGCAAUGAUGAAACUUUAAAGGAAAUAUGCAAGAUGCUCAUUCAUGUCCGUCAUCCUGAAGUCUAUAACCACUUAGGUGUGGUUGCGCCUCGGGGUUUUCUUCUGCAUGGACCACCAGGAUGUGGAAAGACACUACUUGCACAGGCAAUUGCUGGGGAGCUUGAGCUCCCGAUGCUGAAGGUGGCAGCAACAGAGAUGGUGUCUGGAGUGUCAGGGGAAUCUGAGCAGAAACUGAGAGAAUUGUUUGAGCAGGCUAUGUCCAGUGCACCAUGUGUCCUUUUCAUUGAUGAGAUUGAUGCAAUCACCCCAAAAAGAGAAGUUGCAUCAAAGGACAUGGAGCGAAGAAUUGUGGCUCAGUUCCUAACUUGCAUGGAUGACUUGAAUAAUGUGGCUACCCAGGUCCUUGUUAUUGGAGCAACUAACAGGCCUGACUCACUGGACCCUGCCCUGAGGAGAGCUGGGAGGUUUGAUCGAGAAAUUUGUUUAGGGAUCCCAGAUGAAGCAGCAAGAGAAAAAAUUCUUCGAACUCUGUGUCGAAAACUCAAGCUCCCAGAGUCCUUUGAGUUUCAUCAUUUAGCACGGCUGACUCCAGGUUAUGUAGGUGCUGAUCUGAUGGCUCUUUGUCGUGAGGCAGCUAUGUGCACUGUGAACAGAGUCCUGGUAAAAGCAGAGGAGCAGGAAAGGAAACCUGAACAUGCUGAAGGAAACACAGCUGACGAUGGCGUGGGAGUAGGAACAGACAUCCUGAUGGAAGAAGAAAGAACCAAAGAACUAGAACUUUCUUCUAAGGAUGAAUUGCAGAGACUUCUGAGUUUGCUGAAGAAGCAAGACCCCUUGCCUGAGGAGCAGCUGCAGAAGUUGUGCAUUGAGAUGAAUGAUUUUAUUGUUGCAUUGUCAUCAGUGCAACCCUCUGCCAAGAGAGAAGGUUUUGUCACAAUUCCUGAUGUAACAUGGGCAGAUAUUGGAGCCUUGGAGGAUGUCCGGGAGGAGCUGACAAUAGCAAUAUUGGCACCUGUGCGUAACCCAGAGCAAUUUAAAGCUCUAGGCCUGUCUUCUCCAGCUGGUGUCCUGCUUGCAGGGCCUCCUGGGUGUGGCAAAACUCUGUUAGCUAAGGCUGUGGCAAAUGAGUCUGGACUGAACUUCAUAUCUGUGAAAGGUCCUGAACUGCUAAAUAUGUAUGUUGGUGAAAGUGAACGUGCUGUACGCCAGGUAUUCCAGCGUGCCAGGAAUUCAGCCCCCUGUGUUAUUUUUUUUGAUGAAGUUGAUGCUUUGUGCCCUCGGAGGUCUGACCAUGAAUCAGGAGUCAGUGUUCGAGUAGUUAACCAGUUACUCACAGAGAUGGAUGGUCUGGAGAAUCGUCAGCAAGUUUUCAUUAUGGCAGCCACAAACAGGCCAGAUAUAAUUGACCCAGCUAUCCUGCGUCCUGGUAGACUGGAUAAAACACUCUAUGUGGGGUUGCCACCACCAAAAGAUCGACUUGCUAUUUUAAAGACCAUCACCAAAGAUGGUACACAGCCUCCACUAGGUACUGAUGUAAGCCUUGAAGAAAUUGCUUACAGUCAAUGUUGUGACUGUUACACAGGGGCAGACCUUUCUGCUCUAGUGCGUGAGGCUUCAAUUUGUGCCUUAAGACAGGAAAUGGCCCUGCCAGAUACUCAGAGGAAGAAAGGGAAAAUCAAGAUUUUCCAUAAACACUUUGAAGAGGCUUUUAGGAGAGUGAAAUCUUCAGUAUCCAAAAAGGAUCAAAUCAUGUAUGAAGAACUGCGUCAGUCACUGUGUUCGUGAUACAUUUGGACAAUUUCCAAAAGAAACUUAACUCUACAUUGGUGGAGAGUUUUGUAAUAAUUGUUCCUGCUUUCAAGAGACAGAUUGGAAGAAAGCUAUACUAAAUAUCUCUCAGCGUUUUAAUCUCUACCUGCAAAAAGGACAUCAUAACCUACUGCUCUAAAAUCAUCGUUAACUAUUUCCAGAAUAAAAGAUACCAUCUAAGUUUCCUGCUUAUCAUCAUUUACUUU
This is a messenger RNA of Calypte anna (Anna's hummingbird), 2980 nucleotides long. RefSeq names its product nuclear VCP like (gene NVL). The record is from RefSeq and is a predicted model, not a curated record. The transcript has 23 exons. Gene Ontology annotation, cellular component: nucleus. The coding region runs from base 198 to 2750 and encodes 850 amino acids. Lineage: Eukaryota; Metazoa; Chordata; Aves; Apodiformes; Trochilidae. Gene Ontology annotation, molecular function: RNA binding; ATP binding; ATP hydrolysis activity. Gene Ontology annotation, biological process: ribosome biogenesis.